Molecule: messenger RNA, 498 nt
Organism: Tetrapisispora phaffii CBS 4417
Lineage: Eukaryota; Fungi; Ascomycota; Saccharomycetes; Saccharomycetales; Saccharomycetaceae
Gene: YPT35
Product: Ypt35p
Exons: 1
Coding region: 1-498 (165 amino acids)
Molecular function (GO): phosphatidylinositol binding
Source: RefSeq, a predicted model, not a curated record
AUGAAUAACCUAAAAUCUGUAACGCCUGAACCUAUCAAUUUAAUCGAUGAAGAGAAUGAUGAUUUGGAGGUAGUAUUGAAUAAAAAUAAUGGUAGUGAUGAAAUUACGGGUAUACAUAAAGUUAUUGUUAGUGAUUAUAACAUAAUCGAGAAUGAAAUUGUUGUUUGGAAACUAACCGUUGUGUUGUUGAGAAGACGUGAAAAUAUAGAGAAAAAAUUGGAAUUAUAUAAGUAUAAAAGGUUCAGUGAUUUUAAGACUUUAAGAGAUAAAAUUAUAGCUGAUAACAAGAAGAAAGAUGUACCACUGAAAUUUAAUCUACCUGAACUGCCCCCUAGUGUUCCAUGGUACAAUAAAUGGCAAUAUGUAUCGUAUAAUUUAAACCCAAACUGGUUAAAUAAAAGGCAACAAGGACUAGAAUAUUUCAUCAACUACAUUAUAUGUGAUUCGAGAAUACUAAAACAAAACAAAGAAAUUAUAUACGAGUUCCUAAACUUGUAA